AACUAUUAGAUACGUGAAAUAACACACGAACCAUCCGCUUAUCUAGAAGUCUUGGGAAUUUCUUAUAAAAGACAAGUGUCUUGGUGGGUGCUUGCUCAUUCUGAGAAGCAUCUCCAAAUCACUUGAUCCACGGAGGCUGCGCAAAUCAAUAGGCUGAGGCCAACGUCUACAGAAAACAUGGGGAAACCGAACCUAUCGUGGCUGACGAUGUUCAGCACCCUGGCAUUUGGAGUUGUCAGCGCCAUGAACGACUAUCAGCCACAGCAAGUGCACCUGUCAAUAGGCGAAAACAAUGUAGACAUCAUGGUCACGUGGGUGACACCGUCACUCUUGAAUAGCUCCGUGGUGGAAUAUGGCACCACUAACCUGGCACUCACUGCCACCGGAAACGCCACGCUCUUCACCGACGGAGGAUCCUUAAAGAGGCAGAUGUGGAUACAUAGGGUCAGGCUGACCAAGCUGACGCCUGACACGCGAUACUUCUAUCACUGCGGGAGCGACCUUGGCUGGUCAGAGGUGUUCACCUUCAAAACCUGGCCGGCAGGAAACGACUGGGUGGUGAGAACGGCCAUGUACGGCGAUCUAGGUGUCGUCAACGGGAAGUCUUUGGCAAGACUUCAGGAAGAUAUAACUAAGGGCAUGUAUGAUGUUAUCAUCCACGUAGGAGACUUUGCGUACAACUUCGAUACGGACGACGCUCAAGUAGGAGACGAAUUCAUGAGGAACAUCCAACCGAUUGCCGGUUACGUUCCGUACAUGACUUGCCCAGGGAACCACGAAGAAGCCUAUAAUUUCAGUAACUACAAGGCCAGAUUCACAAUGCCAAACUACAACGUUUCGGAGAGCAUGUUCUACAGCUGGAACGCCGGACCGGUCCACUUCAUUGCGGUAAACACGGAAGCCUACUACUUCUUCCAGUACGGGAUUGAGCCCCUGUAUUACAUGUGGGAAUGGCUGUUCAACGAUUUAACGGAAGCCAACAAACCAGAGAACAGGAAAGAGCAUCCCUGGAUCAUCCUCUACGGUCACCGUCCUAUGUACUGCUCCACCAGGGAUGAAGACGACUGCACAUCACUUUCUUGCCGCACCAGAGUUGGUAUUGACGAUAAUUUUGCCAUGGAAAAACUACUGAAUGAUUUUGGCGUCGACUUAGUAGUCUGGGCUCAUGAACACACAUAUGAAAGGCUGUUUCCCAUCUACAACGUUCAAGUAUUGAAUGGAUCUGAGGAAGCUCCUUAUACCAACCCAAAGGGCCCAGUCCACUUCAUUUCCGGAUCAGCCGGUUGCCAAGAGGACACGGAUCCCUUCGUCAAAGAUCCACCUGAAUGGUCAGCCUUCAGGUCCUCUGAUUAUGGAUACGCAAGACUGACUGUCUUCAACUUCACUCACUUGUACUGGGAACAGGUGUCUGAUGACAAAGACGGAGCUGUAGUCGAUUAUGCUUGGCUGAUAAAGGAUUCGCACGCUCCCUACAGCGAGCUCUAUCCAGAACUUUAUCCAGAGUACCACGUUCACUAGGGGUGUGGAGACCGAAACUCUGAAGGAAGAAAUCCGUUCCAAUGUUUAUUUUCGAAAAAAUUAUCCGUUUACUGUUCACGUAAUUUUGUUUCGCGUUUUGUUGUAUCAAGUUAUUAGCUAGUGUACUGUGGUGUAUCAGUUGAACGUAUUUUUUUAUGUAUGACUUUAAUUAGUCCUAGAUAUAUAAGUUAAAUUACCAUUUAUUUGUUCGUAACUUGAUGUCCAUAGGAAAGUUGUCUCGAAUACCGUUUUCAAACUUCAUUUUCCCUGGGGAAAAUACUACAGUACAUUACAUGUUGUUUUCUUGCUACUAUAAUAUGUACUUGGAUGCUAUGUUCAAUUGGAGUAUGAGUUUUUUAUUAGUUUCAGCUAGGCUGUCCUGUAAACUAUGAUCCCAUUCAGUUUGAUCACUGGGUGCUCAGUCGAUUUUCAUUAGACUGUACGUUACACAAGUUAACUCGUCAAGCGUGGACUGUCAGUGACAUUUAAACUUCAUUUUGCAUCUGUCCGAAUAUUAUUAAACUAUAAUUAAUAAGAAUGGUAUUGGAUUCGUGUAUUUAUGUUUUAUGAAUAAACUUGUUUCAAUCGCA
Molecule: messenger RNA, 2108 nt
Organism: Macrobrachium nipponense
Lineage: Eukaryota; Metazoa; Arthropoda; Malacostraca; Decapoda; Palaemonidae
Product: acid phosphatase type 7-like
Exons: 11
Coding region: 178-1518 (446 amino acids)
Molecular function (GO): acid phosphatase activity; metal ion binding
Source: RefSeq, a predicted model, not a curated record